AUGUGCCGGAUUUUAAGGCAGGAAGAGCCAAAAGGCUCUUUUGAAUUAUUUCUGGAUGGAGUUGCAGCGACCGCCGAUAUUUCCAUCCUAACAGCAAGAAAAAUACCUACUUCGGGCCUUUUUUCCGAAUAUAGAAUAUUUAGAAAGGAUAAGAAUGCACCGGGUCCUUUAUCGUCAGACUCCAUCGUUGCUGUCGUGCGUUCCAACUUUUGGGGAACGGCCUUUGAAAUUACAUCUCCCUCGCUUUUUCAUUUAGAUGCUUCAUUACACCAGGAUAUAAAUAUUGGCUGCAUCCUGUAUAAGCCCAAUUUUCUUGGGAUUCACGGGCCUCGCCGGAUGAGGAUUCUUUUUCCAUAUUUAAACUCGACGUUCACGGCAAAAAGUCUCUCUUGUACCGGAUCCAUUGUUCAUUCAAAGGUUGACCCUACGUUCUUUUCUUUGUACAAAAAGAACUUGGCAAAAAACAAUGUGCUGCUUUUGAAAAAUAAGCAACCCGCUUGGAGUGAAGAGCAUCAAUCUCACGUGCUUAAUUUCCACGGCCGUGUUUCGCACCCCUCUGUGAAAAACUUUCAGCUCAUACAUCCAUAUGAAGGUAGAACCUUGGACUAUGAUGACUUUAGAUUCAUACAUAAUCAUGCAGUUCGGAAAGGUUGGCAAGGAUAUGUUUAUUAUGGACAUAAGGUAUCCAAUGUCCCUGGUCCAAGCGUUUUCCAUCGCCCUGACUAG
This is a messenger RNA of Mitosporidium daphniae, 726 nucleotides long. RefSeq lists its product as uncharacterized. The coding region runs from base 1 to 726 and encodes 241 amino acids. The transcript is spliced from 2 exons. NCBI's taxonomy places the organism in Eukaryota, Fungi, Microsporidia. The record is from RefSeq and is a predicted model, not a curated record.